Racocetra fulgida is the source of this 364-nucleotide messenger RNA. The record is from the annotation of a GenBank genome assembly. NCBI's taxonomy places the organism in Eukaryota, Fungi, Glomeromycota, Glomeromycetes, Diversisporales, Gigasporaceae.
CGUAAAGAAUCAUACUCUAUUAAAAUAAAUUCUCAAGAAAAUUCGUUAACAACUUCAAAAAAAAUUUGCAAACAAUCCGAAGCUCUUCAGGAACUUGUAUCUCGAUAUCCUGAUCUUAAAGGAAAAUCAGUUUGGUUUUUUCCAGAUCAAACAAAAUCGGUAGAAGGACUUAUUUUAUUCAAUACUUCCAAAAAAUUAUAUAUGAUUCAAGAUAACAAACUAGAUAAAGAUUUUGAUUCAUUUUCAAAAUGGAUAAAAGCAUUAAAAACAUCAAGAAAAUUAUAUAAAAGAAAUCGAUCAGCUCUUGCAUCAAUAUUUUUAGAAAAUAAUUGUUCGAGUAAAAAUAUAGGACAAAUGUUAAAAG